AUGGGUCUGAGUCCCUCACUGCCGGCCUUGGGCCUGGAUGACAAGACAGCCCAGGAGCAGGUCCUGGAAUCCACCAGUGCCCUCAACUGGUGCCCUGUGCUCAGAGCCCGAGAGGGUCCCUGGACAGGGACUAGUGAGCGGGUCUCAGGGCCCUGCCAAGGGCCAGCACCUCCCGUUUGCCUGAGACACGGGCACCCUCGGGUCUCCCAGCAGCCCCCCUGGCUAAUUGGCCCCUUUUACAACGUAAGAUGCCCGGCGCCAGGCGCGCGGACUGGGGCGCCGGAGCCUGAGAGUGCGCGCUGUCCCGAGGCUCGGCUGGGGUGGGCGGCAGGGAACCGGGGGUCGCCGACUGCGGGGCACCCCCCGCGGGGGCAGCAAGGCCACCAGAACGGCAGCCGCGGGGCGCGGGGGUCACACUGCAAGGCUUCGACCCGGAGCGGGGGCUCAGCUGCAGGAUUUGGGGAGCGGCCCCCCGCCCCCGCCCGCCGCUGGGCCGAGUCGCCCCACUCCCGCCCCUCGGGGCUCUGCGGGGGCGCGGGGCGGGACCGGCCGGUGACGCGGCGACAUAAGCAGUGGCGGCGGCGACACCGGCCGCGGACACGUCGAGGGAGCCCGGCGCUGCGCGCAAAGGAAAAGAGAGGCUGGACCCUGAACAGCGCCGGCUACCUUCUCGGACCACAUGCCGUUGACAACCACCGGUCAUUCCAGGAGAGGCAUGGCCUCACAGGCAAGCGUGGGCUGCGGCUGGGCGACAACGAUGAGGCAAAGCCAGGGAGCUACGACAGGCCGCUGCCCGAGAAUGGCGUCGCCCGCACCAUCAUGGAGUUUCUGACUUUCCUGCAGCUGAAAGAGGCUGGGGCCCUGGAGGACCUGCCCUCGGCCCUCUCACUGGAAGAAUCAGAGCAGCAGCCCUGA
Messenger RNA from Orycteropus afer afer, 915 nucleotides. The record is from RefSeq and is a predicted model, not a curated record. NCBI's taxonomy places the organism in Eukaryota, Metazoa, Chordata, Mammalia, Tubulidentata, Orycteropodidae.